UGCCCGCCAGACAAGAACCAUAGAAAAUGGCGAGUCAGUGUAAAAGGCAGCAAUGCACAAUCGACAGGCGCGGCUUUCGGCAGGAACUUGACUCGUGGAGGCACAAACUCAUUCACUGUGUAGGCUUUGAAAGCAUUCUCGAUGGUCUGUUUGGUCCAGAGCUGGUUCAAGACCUCCAAUUAUUUAAAGACUUUGAACCUACAACAGUGUCUGACUGGUCAUUUGAUGAAAACUGUCUAUUCUGCUGUUUAAGGCGAGACAAAGUAAAGGAACACUUAAUUGGCCUGAGCCACGAGGGUCUUGAUGACACACCCAAACCUCUCCAGGUUAGAGAUCAGACCAACAUCAGCAGACUAGAGAAACAAGCUGAGGAAUUUCUUCAUGCAGUCCUCACCAGAAAAGAUGUGCCAAAUUUCUCGGACCCCCACAUUCCAGUAGUGGCUCGAGAAAUCCUUCAGAGAAUGAUCAAACAGUUUGCUGCCGAAUAUACCUCAAAAACCAGCUCCUCUCAGGACAGUUGCUCAGAUUCUCAGCCUCUCUCUGACCAAAGCCUGCCGACCCCGCCCUUGAUCUCAGGGGCUCCCCCUUCUACCAGCCCUGCGACCACCCUGGCUGGACCUGCACACAACCAGAACCCCGUCCUCAGCAAGCUCCUCAUGGCUGACCAGGAUGCUCCUCUUGACCUCACCAUCAAGAAGCCCCUGGCUACGCCUAGUGACCAAGAUGGAGUCCUUGACCUGUCAAUCAAAAAGAACCGCUAUAGCAGCAUCCUGCCUGUCAGAAGUCCCUGCCUCUCUCCAGCCGUAACCACGAUCAAAGGGCGAUCCUUGAGAGCGGACGGACAGGUCGGGCUGUUUAUGAGGAGCCUACAGGAUGGGAGGAGGAGGGAGAAUAUCGGCCACUCCAACCGUUAUAAGCCUUCCUCAUCUCUUGCAUACUCGCUGCACAUCAAAGAGGAAGCCGAUCUGGAGAGCGACCCAGAGUCACCUCUCAGCUCCAGACCCACUGACCUUUUCAAAAAUGGAUCUGCUUCCCGGAUUUCCAAAACGAGUUUUGGGGCCCUCCUCAAACUCAAAACCAACAGCGAGGCUAGUGAGCACCUGAAAGACAUACCCAGGUUGUUGGAAGCUUCUGGACUUUUGACAAAGGCACUUGCCUAUGAGAAGGGAAACUUCCAGGAGGCCUGCAGGGACCUCAACCUCUCUCAGCCAUCAUCCUUUGACCUCAAGAUUCCCCAAGUGCGGGUUUUGUCCACAGGAACAGAUCCAACUUGGGAUUUCCUGUCCACUGAAUACUCAGGUUCAGCUUGUGAAAAUGGUCUGGGAAAGACCAUUCGAUCCUUUUUACCCCGACAGAUCCAGAAAAAAAACAGUGGCGGUUUGAGUAGCUCAGGUUCAGAGAAGGAAUACUGGCCUUAUGAUACUGACCGCCAAGCUCUGGGGGGAAGCUAUCCUCUGGAUUCGGAGUCAGAUUUGGCUAACAAGCAGCCAAGGAAGAAACGUGGGCGAUAUCGUCAGUACAACACUGACCUGCUUGAAGAGGCCAUUGUGGUGGUGAUGGGUGGGAAGAUGAGCGUGUCUAAAGCUCAAUCCAUCUACGGCAUCCCACACAGCACCCUGGAAUACAAAGUUAAAGAGCGACUGGGGACCUUGAAACAUCCCCCCAAAAAGAAGCUGAAGCUGAUCAGCCGGGCAGAGGAGCAGGAUGUUCAACUGUCCAUGGAGGGGAAGGACCUCCUUAACUCCCAGCACGUUGCUACUGUGAAAAGAGAGAGUGCAUCUGAAGAGAACGGGAAUGAUUCCCAUGAUGGAAGCCUCUCGUCAAAUGAGUGAUAUGACCCUGAAGUACUAAUGAUGAUGUACUUUUUAACUACACAGAUGUUGCAUUUGCCAGACAGCGGUGGUUACUGAUUUGUUUUUUCCAUAAAACCUUAAGAGUAGUGAGAAGCACUUACAUUGGAAUAAAAAUAUUUAUUAACUUAAUCUCUACCCCUUAACUUUAAAUCCUAAAAACACUAAUAUAUGUGUGUUUGGCAAUGUAUCCUAAACACUCCAAGAAUCUGAUUGCCCUACACAGGGGGCCUGAAAGGCAUUCUUGCUCUAUGUGAAGAAUUUACAUGUACAACAGUACUUCAGUUUAUUUAAGAUGAUGUAUUUGAAAAUAAGCAUUCCUGGCUCUAUAAAUGUAUACGUUACACACAGAGCCAAUUGAAUCAUGUCUAAGGAAGUGGCGCCCCUCGGUGUCUUCCCUCAGUACUGUUUAAAGCACUUGGUUAAAUUUUCAAAUUGCAUAGACUUCUAUGUCUAUGCCAUAUGUGUGCAGGCCCUGCACAUAUAGGUAAAACAUGUAGUAUACAUGAUUCUUGUGUCGAUGACUAUCCCUGUUUUGCAAAUGCACUUCUGGCUAAAAUGAACACUGGAGAGAAAACUAUAUGUCCAAACACUACUAUAUUUUCAAUAUUUAUUGUUGCAAACACAGAUAUUCAGAAUAUUUAUUUAUUAUUGUUGUCUGAUUGAAUAGCAUGAUGUUAAGAGCAGGAUUUGUUUUCCUCAUAAGCAUGACAGGUUGGUGCUGCCUAUAUUUUGUCUGUACCAUUUACUCUGGAAUGGAAUCUUUUUUUUUUUUUUUUCAUUGCCUUUGCUACACUCAGGAUCAAAUCAGGUUGGGAUGCAGUACUUGCCAUCCAAUGAAAGAGUCUAUCAGAUACAGCAUUAAUGUACACACAUACUGUAAAUAUACCUCAGAUGCAGAUAUGCUUCAUUACUAAACCAUCUGCUCAAUAAGUCACCUCGUUUGGGGAAGGGUAACAUACCCAAAAAACCCUCUGAGGAAACAUUUCAGGAUGUCUUACUGACAAGUUAUGUGUCACCUACUCUCAGAUGUAUUCACAACCUACCUUAACUAGUUUCAAGUAGCAUCUCAGUGCCAGUGUAAGCCUUCAGAGCAUUUCAGUUCUUUGGGCUGGUCUUUUCAGAUUUCAGGUAUUCUCUCUGGGAUGUCUUCUUUUGAUAUUUAAAAAAGAAAAAAGAUGCAAAAGCAUUAUUUAUUCUGUACACAUGCAGAACCUAUUAUACAUGCAUUAGCAUUUAGUUUGCCCAUUGCGCAUUACUCAGAAUUAUAUGUUCAGGUAAAUCGACCACACUCGCCUGGUGUUAUGAGGAGGCUUUAGUGGCCUAAUUAUUCACAGUCCCUGAUUGUGCAUAAGCUAAGCUCUUGUUAUCAGAUACAUCCUGACUCUCAAAUAUAAAAGUACAUUCAGGUAUUAUUUCAAAUGUUUACUUCAAAAAAAUCUAUACUAUUAUAUCAGUCCUGCGUUCAUGAGAUUGUAGAUUAACAAACUAGGUGUAGUGUUGUUUUUUGUUUAAAAGCUCUUAGCUAUAAAAUAAGUCAUUAUUUUAUAAAAGGAACAUUAUCAAGCAAUAGUCGCAGAUGGACUCUUAACAAACUUGCUGAUUCUGCUAGCUUGCUAACAUUUGCCAGCUAUCAAAGUUAGCUUACCUCGUAGUCACUGUUGAAAUAAUGCCUCAUUCAACAAACACCUAUUUCUCCAGUAACCCGAAAAUUCAAUGAAAAUACAUCAAAGUAAAAUAGAAAUGCUCACAUGUUUGUAGCUGAAUGGAAAAAUAUCUCAGGCAAGCCUUCCAAGAAUGACCCGACGUACUGUGAUCUGCAUGAACUAUUUUAUUCAUGGUUUGCAGUUUAUUGCUGCUUCCAAAAUUCUGCAGAAUGGGUUCAUAUCUCGGCUAUUUUCCAUAAAGUAUCCGUCCUGUCCAUGCCAGGGUGUGGCUGGACACUUUCUCCUACCUUCACCACCUUGUCGGGCUUUUUUCUGGCUAUACCAAAGCUCAGGUAGACGGCGUCUCCUUAAAACGAAACGUUUCAGAAAGUUGGAUUGUAGUGCUCUCGUGUAAAAAUGGAAUUGGUGGCCUAUUCACUGUUGCAAUUCCAUGAUAUUUUCAUUGAAUUUUUGCCUGGUUGACUCGGCAGAAGCGGAACUUAUCCAUCAGCUUGCCUCAUUGUGCACUUAUACCUCAGGAUAUUCAGGAAUAUGGGAUCAUGGCCCAUUGUUCUUUCAUCAGGUUGAAACACGGCUCUAGAAAACGCCGGCGAUUCAUUUUUUUUUUUUUUCAAAUCUUUCAGCCUUUUAUACUUAACUCAAAGUUGUGUAGAGGAACUUGGAUGUUUUGAUUAGAAAAAUGGUUCAUUAACUUCAAGCAUUUAACUCAGAAAUGAUGUACAAUAAGCCUGGACUGUAAACAUGAGUUUACAUGUUUGAGUUACUUGAGCAGAGACGGAUAGUUCAGGGACUUUUACACUGGUAUUUAAUAACCCUGUAAGAAAAGUAUCGUUUUAUUUAUACAGACUAAAUCUAAGAUUCUCUUAAACUGUGCAACCUGUUGAUAUACAUUAAGGAACUUUUAUUUUCUAUGCUGUUUUUAAUUUCAGUUAAAGUCUUCAUCGUUUCUAACAGCCUUCACUCUAAACUGCAGAUUAAACAUUCUUAUAUAACGUCCUAAAAACAUGAGACAGUUUCAGAUGUUUAAUAAAUUAAAGAAGGAAGUCUCUUAGGAAUCAUUUUUUUACGCAUUGACAAUCAUCUUACGUUUCACAGAAGUCGCACGUCACUUUCUCAUCCAAACACUUUAAUACAUUUUUAAUUUAUAUCUUCAACACUUACAACCACUUAAGGAUUAUUGACCGGCGAAUCAGGAUUUUGCCGUCCUUAAAGUCGGUUGUAGCAAAUCUUUUAGUCAACUACCUCAUCUGGAAAACCCCAUAUCACAUUCUCCUGUUAUUAUCAUAAUAAUCAUUUUAUCAUUAAAUCAUCAUUUUAUGUAGCAUUUUCUAAUGCACACAACAUGCAGUUCAUGGUUAAAUCCUUUGAGUCUUUACGUUGAUCUAUUCAACAGUUCUGACCAUAUGUAAAUAGUUCAGUGUAUCCAGUAUAGGUCGUUGCACUGUGAUCCAUUUAAUGUUUUCUUCUUCUCAAUAUUUAAUUUCUUUUACGGGUUAAAUGGUGGUGGGAACAGUUUAAACUAAAGCUUUUGUUUUUAAAAAUGGGGGAAAGGUCCAUCUCCCCUCGUACAAAACCUUCACAUGGAUCUAUGAGAUAUUUUAUUAAUGCAGUAUUCAUUAAUCAGUAUAAUUAUGAAAUGAUUUUAUCACCUCUUACGUAACCAUGAAUGUAAAUGGCUUUAACAAAACAAAAUGUUUCUCAUAGUUGUUUAUGAAGAAAAGUAGAUAAUGCUUUAAAUGUAUAUUUCACUGCUGACAUGAUAUAUGGGAAGGGAUGACAUAAGAGAUGAUCCCACUUUAUUCUGAUCAAACUUUGAACCUUAUGCCUGAGACAAACUUUAACAUAGAAGGCCAGAAGUCUUCAUAGGUGUGAUUUUCAAAUAACUAAAGAGUAUCCCUGUCCAUUAAAAAAGAAAAACAACGAUGUACAUAUUUUAUAUAUAUUUGAUUAACUACAUAUGAUUGAUACCGGAAUGAGACGGGGGAAAUAUUGCAUGAUUUGUCUUGAUCAUAUUUGUUAGUGGUAUAAGGUGAAGGUUAUCUUUGAGGAUGUUUUAUUGAUAAUAGUGAAGUAUUGGUGUGUUUACCGUCAAGUCUACAAUGUAUCUGCUAGAUAAACUGUGAACCUGGAAUAUCACUGAGCCUGCUCACAAUCGUGUUAACGGUUCAUUUGAAAGUGUAUGAUAACUCCCUAUACAGUAGUUUGUGAUUUCCAGAUCAUUUAGAGACGUGAUACACCUCAUAUGGGCGUUGUGGAUAGGUUAAUACAUCUGUGUAAGUGUGCUUGUAAACUAUUGUGGAAAUGAGCUGUGACAUGGUUUGCUUCUGCUUGUUAGAUUGGUUAUUUUAUUCCUUGGGAAGAAAAAGGCGUGUACUCUGUGUCAGUUCCUCACUGCAAUGCUACAUCAAAAGAGAGAGAGAGAGCGAGUUAAACCCUCAGGGAUGAAACGUGUACACUUACCGUUCUAUUCAGGUACCUCACUUAACUCCUUAUACAUUGCAACCAGGGACGUGAAGUUAAUUAGCUUAACAAAUGGAACGGUCAGGUUCCAGUUGUAGGAAAUGUUAUUUUUUUAACUUAUGAAACUUAUUUUUCAAUCUCUAAAAAUUUCAUGUCAUAUAUUUUGGUGUGCUUUUUUGGAAAUAUAAUAAAACGUCAUCUAUUUAGUGUUAUUUUUAUACUUAAUUACACAAUGAAUGUCAAUAUAGCCUCAGUGCAGGUACGAUGUUGACCAGUGGCUGUUUUAACAAACUGCUUGCCAGUUCAGUUCUUCUCUUAGCCCUCUGUUAAUUAAAAAAAAAAGUUUUAACGUACAAUACAGCAUUUCAAAAGUUUUCAACAAAUAAUCCCAAGACACGGUGCUAUAACUUUGACGAUAUGGGUUGUAACCUUGGAUUUAAAAGUGAAAUCUGUAACUUCUCUACUUGCUUUCUUGUUCUUUUCCCGAGACAUGUUGUUGCUAUUACUCAAACUGAAAGGGGCCAGCAUGCUCCUCAAGUAGAAAAAAAAAAACAUCCACAUUUCUGUUGCUUACUUAAACCCUGAACAUUUCACCUCCAAUUUGCCAUGUAGCUGGAAACAUACACUGGAGAGAGGCUCAGGGCAUUGUUAACACUCUAGAUAUUAUCCUCCAUCUUUGCUAUUGCUCAAAGACAGAAAGGUGAAGAGUUACAGAUUUCAGCUUGGUCAGUCAAAUCAAGUUUAUUAUAAGUUUAUAUUGUAGUUAAAUAAAACGGUAGCAUUUUAUUCGUAUUGUUUGCGUUUAUCAAAUAUUAGUCAACUUUCUGACUACUUGAUCAUCUUACAAUUGCCUGCACGUCUUUUUAUUAGAAUACAAACGAUGUGAAAAAGGGUAUUUCUAUGUUUUAUUACACAAACACAGCCUUGUGACAUGUCACCUCAGGAAUCUAGAUAUGGUUGCAUUUCUGUACUCACUCCUCUUAUCUUGACUAAUCUGGAUGGGACUUUUAUUUAACAAAUAAAAAAAAAAAGCCUUUCAGAGUUAUAAAAUGAUAUAUUUGGUGCAUAAUGUGAUGGUAUAAAUACUCCAAAGGUAUUGGAGAAUUUUGUAAUCUACCUACCUCACUGACGAAUCUUGAGCCAAAUAACAAACGAAACAAAAAAAACAUGCCAGCCCCCUUUAGGCCGAUUUAAAGAUUUGUAUUGGCACAAACAAAACCUCAAAGAUGUUGGAAUUGAAGUAAUUCAACAUAUGUUCGUCCAUGCUUGAUUUUUCUUUAUUGGUUGAUUUGUCGUUAGUUGUUUAGCACUUGUAUCUAAAUGUCACCUUUUUAUGCACGUGUUACAAAAUGCGUUAACUUGACAAAAACUAUGUAAUCAAUAUUUCCCCCAUGUAGUUGCUCUUUUGAAGUUGUAAACAUGUGAUGAUCUGUUUUAAUCAAAGUGGCCCACCAUUACUAAUUGUGUUGUGCAUGUUUCUUGAUGUAUACUGUAACAAAAGUCACCACUGUGUAAAGAAAAAAAAAAUGUAUUAGCUGUAACAAUGUAAUUGGUCAAGUUCACUGGAUGAAAGAUUCACUUUUAAAAUCACCUAUUCUUCUAAUAAAUAUGCAAUGAUGAA
Molecule: messenger RNA, 7598 nt
Organism: Labrus mixtus (cuckoo wrasse)
Lineage: Eukaryota; Metazoa; Chordata; Actinopteri; Labriformes; Labridae
Product: ligand-dependent corepressor
Exons: 7
Coding region: 27-1832 (601 amino acids)
Biological process (GO): regulation of transcription by RNA polymerase II
Cellular component (GO): nucleus
Molecular function (GO): DNA binding
Source: RefSeq, a predicted model, not a curated record